Camelina sativa (false flax) is the source of this 730-nucleotide messenger RNA. Its product is annotated as cytochrome c oxidase subunit 5b-1, mitochondrial-like. The record is from RefSeq and is a predicted model, not a curated record. NCBI's taxonomy places the organism in Eukaryota, Viridiplantae, Streptophyta, Magnoliopsida, Brassicales, Brassicaceae. Gene Ontology annotation, cellular component: mitochondrial envelope; respiratory chain complex IV. Gene Ontology annotation, biological process: mitochondrial electron transport, cytochrome c to oxygen.
UCAAAACCCUAGCAACAGCAGCCGAUUCCGCCGCCGCCGCCGCUGCUUCUUUAUUCGUCGUCUCCAAGCCCGUUGGUCUCCAUCUCUCCACCACCCGAUCAUCCAUUUCAGCUCCGAAUCAGAGACAUCUGUGAAGAAGAAUAAUGUACAGGAUGUAAUGCCUAUCGCAACUGGACAUGAGAGAGAGGAGCUUGAAGCUGAACUUGAGGGAAGGAGGCUGCUUGAUAUCGACUUCCCUGAAGGUCCUUUUGGUACUAAGGAAUCUCCCGCUGUCGUAAAGUCUUACUAUGACAAGAGAAUUGUCGGAUGCCCUGGUGGUGAAGGCGAGGAUGAACACGACGUAGUAUGGUUCUGGCUAGAGAAAGGAAAGUCAUUUGAAUGUCCAGUGUGCUCUCAAUACUUCGAGCUCGAAGUGGUUGGUCCAGGCGGACCACCAGAUGGUCACGGUGACGAUGAAGACCACCACCAUUGAUUCGAGUCUUUUUACUCAACCGCAAAAUAUUUUCUUCUAUAUUAGUGUGAGUGGAAUAAAUAUAUCUCGUUGGUGAAAACACUGGGAUAUGUUUUUUUGAUUCUCGAGAGGACACCACCACUUUUAUUUGCCUCUAGGCUCUCUAACUCUUUUUGCGUUAAAAAAAAACUCUUGAGACUUUUGUUUUUAUGAAUGAUUCUCCCGAGUCAGAAUCAUUCCUCUCUUUUUGAAUUAUAACAUAUAGUUGUUUUUGGUGUU